Messenger RNA from Penaeus indicus, 5019 nucleotides. RefSeq names its product serine protease nudel-like. The transcript is spliced from 24 exons. Gene Ontology annotation, molecular function: protein binding; serine-type endopeptidase activity. The record is from RefSeq and is a predicted model, not a curated record. Lineage: Eukaryota; Metazoa; Arthropoda; Malacostraca; Decapoda; Penaeidae. Gene Ontology annotation, biological process: acrosome reaction; proteolysis. The coding region runs from base 191 to 4813 and encodes 1540 amino acids.
AGUAUUAGAUUAACUUUUUUUUUUUUUUUGAGGGGAAGCAUUUACCUCUACCCCCACAAAGUAGUACCAAAAAUAAGUACUACAAAUAAUAAAACAAGACUUUGCUGGUCAAGCACUAAGCACUAAGUUGAAUGACUAUUAACUAAAACUUGCCUUUAAUACAGACGUUGACCUAGUGUGCCAGGAGGAUAUGGUGCCUUGUAGCGACUCCAGAGGCUGUUACCUUCUCACCGGAAAAUGUGACGGCUUGAUACAAUGUAACGAUGCAUCGGACGAGCUUCAGUGUUCAUGCUUCGAACGCAUGUAUUCUGCAGGCAAACAUUGCGAUUCUUAUCCAGACUGUCCAGAUUUCUCAGAUGAACGUGGCUGUGACGGGUGUUCCUCCGGGGAGCUGAGUUGUAAGGAGAAUGGAACUAUCACGUGUGUACCAGAAUUAGCUGUCUGCGAUGGACGGUCAGACUGUGCUGAUAAUUCUGAUGAAAAGCUAUGUUCAAGACUCUCACAGUGGCAAGUUCAUACUUCUCCACUACUUACCUUGUUAAGCGAAGGUUAUAUGGAGGUAAAGAGAGAUGGAUCGUGGCUUCCUCUUUGUGCUGACUUGGAAACCAAUUAUGCCGAAGUUGUUAUGGAUCACUGUGAUCAAGUGGUCGGAUCAAGACAUGCUGUGGAUAAUCAAAGUUUACAACCACUUACUGGAACUGAGCCAAUAAUGUGGGUUCACUAUAACGACACGUCCAAGCUUUUCUCAGUUUCGUCCCAAUGUAGCCAAAAUCUACUUUUAUAUGUAAAAUGCUCAGUACCAACCUGCGGAAAUCAGUCGGUGGAAAGAAAGCGCAGGAAGAUUAAUACCAACGAAGACAGUGUUGAAGAUUUGCGGUCAUAUCGCAGUCUUGACCGGAUUGUUGGUGGCCGAGAAGCAGAAGCUAAUGUUUGGAGUUUUAUUGUCGGAAUCCUCAGCGACGGCAUAUACCACUGUGGCGGAACCAUCCUUACGUCAGAGUGGAUUCUUACCGUGUCGCAUUGUUUUUCUGAUUUUUACCUUCAACGAAAUUUUGAAGUUCAGGCAGGAAUGUAUCGGCGAGGUUCCUGGUCUCCAUUUGAACAGACCUCUGCCGUGUCUCGUGUGAUUCGUCAUCCAGAAUUCAACUCCCUUCUACAGAAUGAUGUGGCACUCGUCAAACUAGAGACGCCUCUUUACCUCAACAGAUGGGUCCGUCCUGUGUGUUUGGCAAGAGACAUCCAUCCAGAGGAGGAGGAUUACUGUACUGUAGCAGGAUGGGGAACGCAAAUAGAGGGCGAAAUACAAUCAAAGUCGGAUACCAUGAUGGAAGUUGAUGUUCCAAUCUUAGGCAGCUGUUUAAACAGUUUUCCGGGAUAUAGUGACGAGUCUUUAAUAUGCGCAGGAUAUAAGGAAGGCAUGAAAGAUGCGUGUGCAGGGGACUCUGGUGGUCCAUUGAUGUGCUAUGGGGACACGGAAGGCUGGGUGCAAGCUGGGAUAGUUUCCUUUGGCCGCGGCUGUGCUCGGCCAAAUGAGCCUGGGUCCUAUUCCAGGGUAACCUUCUUUUACUCAUGGAUAAUUGAAACUUUGGGAAAAAUAGAAGAUAAUGAAAACUUACCAGCUAUUGACCUCCAAACGAAAUGCCUUGGAUCAUUUUGCCAACUACCAGCGGGAAAAUGUCUACAUGCUAAGCUUGUGUGUGACCGAGAGGUAAACUGUUUAGAUGCUGUAGAUGAACUGUAUUGCAACCCUGAAGUACCAGCAACCCCCUCGACAGAUAGCUUGGAAACGAGCCCCACCAUAACCACAGCAGAUAACAAUGCAUCCGAUGUCAACACACAAAACACCGCCUCCGACGCCGCAGGUGCCAACAACACCGCCUCCGACGCCGCAGGUGCCAACAACACCGCCUCCGACGCCGCAGGUGCCAACAACACCGCCUCCGACGCCGCAGGUGCCAACAACACCGCCUCCGACGCCGCAGGUGCCAACAACACCGCCUCCGACGCCGCAGGUGCCAACAACACCGCCUCCGACGCCGCAGGUGCCAACAACACCGCCUCCGACGCCGCAGGUGCCAACAACACCGCCUCCGACGCCGCAGGUGCCAACAACACCGCCUCCGACGCCGCAGGUGCCAACAACACCGCCUCCGACGCCGCAGGUGCCAACAACACCGCCUCCGACGCCGCAGGUGCCAACAACACCGCCUCCGACGCCGCAGGUGCCAACAACACCGCCUCCGACGCCGCAGGUGCCAACAACACCGCCUCCGACGCCGCAGGUGCCAACAACACCGCCUCCGACGCCGCAGGUGCCAACAACACCGCCUCCGACGCCGCAGGUGCCAACAACACCGCCUCCGACGCCGCAGGUGCCAACAACACCGCCUCCGACGCCGCAGGUGCCAACAACACCGCCUCCGACGCCGCAGGUGCCAACAACACCGCCUCCGACGCCGCAGGUGCCAACAACACAGCCGCCACCUCUAAUUAUACAGUGUAUGGAGGAUAUAAUAACCAAUUCAGUAUAAGUAACGCUGCAGUGCCACCGACUGCCCCAGAGUGCUCUUACACAGAAUUUGUGUGUGAAAAACUGCCGCAGUGCGUCCCCAUGUCGAACAUUUGUGACGGCGUUAAGGACUGCGCUGACGGCACGGACGAAGUUCCGUGUGACUCCUUGGACCGCCUCCUCCAGUAUAAUAGCAGCUGGCACUGCGACGGAUACCAUGACUGCUUUGACUUGAGAGACGAAAACUGUCCUCCGCCGAUCGUGUGUCAGGGUAUGCAUGUGUGCCACCUUAGCCGUGAAUGUGUACCGCAUGACAAGGUUUGCGACUCGAAUAUUGACUGCGUGUUUGCCGAAGACGAGAUGGAAUGUUUAACUUUACUAAAAGAACCAGGAAAGUUGGUGUUAAACAAAUUCAUGCAGCCUGAACACCGAAGUAACGGGACGCUUGCGUACCGAGGAACAACUGAAUGGCGGCCGGUGUGCCUCGAAGAAAUACCAGACCAUAUGUUGAGUGAGAUCUGCGAGUACCUCGGUUAUCGGGAAGUGAAAAAGUGGGACUCGGUAAUAGGACCCACGGAACUGAAUGUCGUCAUGCCCAGUGAACCAGAGUAUUCCACAGAGAAUGCAGGGAAGUCUCGCUUCCUCUUGAAUGCAGAAACGUCUUUUAAUAUGGAUACAUUUACACGGGUUGCUAGACGUGUAUCUAAUGAACCAUUGGUUCAAGACACUAAAAGAAUCGCAUUCAUGGCAGAGCUUCAGGCCCUAGAAAAUGGAAGAAAACGAAAGAGAGUGAAGAGAGAGGAAAAUGCGACUUGCCCUCAGGUGGAAAUCGUAUGCCAGACAGAACCAUGUGGCAAGAUUCAUCGAUAUUUCCUGUCUGAGCACCAGCCUUUGCACGAAUUGGGUGGCGUUCCUUGGGCAGGCACUGUGUUCGUCAACGGAGGCCUGUGGUGUGGUUCGACACUAGUGCACCCAUACUGGGUCAUCACGUCUAAAGCCUGCAUGGAUUAUGAUGGUGAGGGCCUUCCAGACUUAGCGUUGGAGUACGUGAGCGUCGUGAUGGGAUCUUGGCGCGAGGUCGGGGAGACUCGUCUGUGGGGAGCACAUGAACAUGACCGUCGCGUGGAUUUCAUGAAGGCUGUGGAAAAUACAGAUAUCCUUCUCCUUCACCUGGAGAAGAGAAUGCCAAAAACCUUGUAUAUUAGUCACCUAUGUCUACCCAGCACCGUUGUCGAUAAUAUGGCAGUCAACAAAACCUGUACCAUUGCUGGUUAUUCGCCAAAUGAGUACCGCACAACGCGAGGGGUAGAAUUAGAAUCGGGAAGUAACUGUGGUAAUGGGAGUGUUUGUUUCCUUCAGAAAACAGGAGAAACGCCUUGCAUGAGAAGCUGGUCUGGUGUCAUAGCAUGUAAAUUCGGGAGGCCAUCAAAUCCCACCUGGGCUGGAGUGGGAAUGUGGAACUACAAACCCCCCAAUGGCAGCUGUGUUGAGACCACGACCCAUUCGAUGUUUACGGAGGAGGAACUAUUUGGUAUACGCUCAGUUCAAGCUCAGUAUAGUCCACAGACUUUGGCUACGUGUCAGGGAAGGAUGUGUCCUACUGGGAUUUGCAUCUCCAGUGAUGACCACUGUGAUGGAUUCCUUACUUGUCCGGACCUUAGUGAUGAACCUUUAACGUGCCCCCCACAACUGAGUGCAUGUCGGCUUUCUAGUGACGAGAGUACAUGUGUGUGUGAUGAUGGGGGAUUGCCAUGCCAGGAUGGUGUGUGUAUUCCACGAAGCCGUGUGUGUGAUGGUUUAGCAGACUGUGUAAAUGGGACAGACGAGAUCAGUUGUACUUGUGCCCGUUUGUUGUGGCGGGACAGCCCUGGAAAACUGUGUGAUGGUAAUAUCGACUGUGAUGAUCAGGAGGACGAAUCGGUCUGCGGUUGUACUCCCAUGACGGAGUUCUUCAGAUGUUACAAGUCCACUGCUCAAGGCUGUAUCCCUCGUGCCAGUGUCUGUGAUGGCAUCAUAGAUUGCUCAGAAGGCGAGGAUGAAGCUGCGUGUGUAGCGCUUGCACCUGAAAUACCAGUCGAAGAGGAUGCUCUAGGGUUGCUCCCAAUCCGAAUGGAAGGCUUCUUUCUGGUUCGAGUGCGAGGACGAUGGUUUACCUUCCAGCUUGAAAAGUGGAACAUAAAUGCGUCGCCCUUAUUGUGCGCCAAGCUGGGGUUCCGUCACGAGGCAACAGAAAGCAGAGACUAUGAAAAUUUGCUGAAAGGAGUUGUAUACAUCAUUUGUUCAGUUGAGAGAUCCUUGAAAUAAGACCUAUAUUUCUUUAUUCUUUGUCAAGUUAGUGAAGAAAAAGGUUUAUUUGUGGUUAAAGGUGUUCAGAUAUUAAGAGAAAUCACUGUCUAAUAUGAUUAAUAUGUUUAUAUCAGUCCAGUUGUGCAGCCAGACUCGGCUAUAUUCAGUAAUCAAACAUACAAAAGGGUACCUAUGUUUAAAUAAAUUUUUAUGAAACCGUGCAA